AUGCCUUUUAGUGUAUCUUCCUCUAUCAUUUCCUUACUUACCACUAUUCAAAUACUUUCGGCUGACCAAACGGGAUUGGAAGGCCAGAACUCUAGCAGUUCUAUAAGAGCGUGUGAAGAGAUCUACUCUAUCCUCCCAGAUCGCACAUUUCGUGGGAAAGACGCAAAAAAGAACCUCUGGUCCUUGUUCCAGUCUCAAGUUAUACCACGAUGCAGAGUGCAGCCUACAAGCACUCCAGAAAUCUCAGAUAUAAUCACAGUCUUGCGCAAAGAAAAUUGCAAGUUUGCCGUACUUGGCGGCGGUACAUCGCCGUUUCUAGAAGCGUCAAAUGUCCGGGAUGGUGUUACGGUUGACUUGGGCCGCAUGAACAAAGUCGAGUUCGUGCAAGGCGACACACCUACCCUCAAUGUGGGAGGAGGAGCCAUAUGGGCUGAUGUGUAUCGGGAAUUAGAUCCUCGUAAUCUGUCAGCUGUAGGAACUCGUAAUAGCCUAACUGGGGUUGUUGGCUCUAUUUUAGGCGGCGGAAUCUCGUUUUUCUCGCAUAGCCGUGGAUGGAUAUGUGAUAAUGUGCUGGAAUUCGAAGUUGUCCUUGCCAAUAGCUCUGCUAUCCGGGCUAGUCAGACUUCGAACACAGAUCUUUUCUGGGCCCUUAGAGGCGGUGGACCAAACUUUGGGAUCGUUACUAGUGUUACACUGGAGGUUUUUUCUCGAGGACUAUCUUCGCACAUCUUCCAGCGCUGGAACAUGGUUGACAUGCAAGUUGCGUUCCAAAGGCUUGACCGUUUCUCCCAUCAAAUGCCCCCAGGAAUACAAAUGAUUGCGACGAAUCUUGGAUGGUCGGCCGCGCGACGAGAGUUUGUCCUUUCGGAUCGGAUCGUGGCCCUAGCUGCAGACAUACCAGAGAUCUCUAGGCUCCCGUCAGAUGAGAACCCAACUCAGCAGAAAGUUAUCCGUCCUAUUAUAGAAUACGCGUAUAGACGAACAACCCUUCAGAUGGCAGAGGUUAUGGACGUGGUGAACGAAUUUGGCUUCUACAAUAUUUUCGGAUCUAUAACUGUCCAGGGUAACCCACAGGUUCAUAUGAAAACCGCCGAGAUUUUCCAGGAAGAAGCCAGUAAGAUUCGAGGCGUUAAGGGAAUCAAGGUUCUCCUAGUGUAUAACCCGCUUACAACUGCAACAAUCAAGAAGAUGCAAUAG
This is a messenger RNA of Pochonia chlamydosporia 170, 1197 nucleotides long. Its product is annotated as FAD binding domain-containing protein. The record is from RefSeq and is a predicted model, not a curated record. The transcript has 4 exons. Gene Ontology annotation, molecular function: FAD binding. Lineage: Eukaryota; Fungi; Ascomycota; Sordariomycetes; Hypocreales; Clavicipitaceae. Bases 1 to 1197 code for a protein of 398 amino acids.